This is a messenger RNA of Bicyclus anynana (squinting bush brown), 1789 nucleotides long. RefSeq names its product collagen alpha-1(XXVII) chain-like. Bases 209 to 1696 code for a protein of 495 amino acids. The transcript has 9 exons. The record is from RefSeq and is a predicted model, not a curated record. NCBI's taxonomy places the organism in Eukaryota, Metazoa, Arthropoda, Insecta, Lepidoptera, Nymphalidae.
CAGGCGUCCGCUAGUGUUAUGAAUAUUGUGUUUAGUUGCGCUAUCUACACAUGCUCGUAUGAGAUCAAGGUCUCGUCAGUCAACUGGUGACCACUGACCACGCGCCGCAGUACCGUACCUACAUACGCCCGGUGACAGUAUUCGAGCUACUACUAUUUUAAUGAAUCAGUGCAGUGUACAGUGGUGACAGUGUUUUAGUUUGACUGUUAUGGAAGGGAAAGCUAACACCGUUAUACGCUUGUUAUUUGUUGCUGCGUUGGUUCCAAUUGGUGGCGUAGUUACUGAGCAAGAGCAGACGUCAGAAUGGGUAUCUCCUCUGCCGGCACUCGAGUAUGCGACACGCUACAUGUCGCCGCUGAAGCCUUUGCGCCCACCGCAGGAACCUCCGCUACGUCACAAACGUCAAACAUCAAAAAUAACAAAUGAUGUUAUCGUUUUACGUGGCCCACCUGGUUCUAUCGGUCCUCCUGGAUCUCAAGGCAAUCGUGGAUAUGAUGGUCAGAAAGGUGAUAAAGGCGACUCUGGACAACUUAUAUUAAAAGACAACGAGUUCGGCGUUACUGGUCCCAAGGGACUUAUGGGUGAAAAAGGUCCACCAGGUCCCAAGGGACUUAUGGGUGAAAAAGGUCCACCAGGUCCCAAGGGACUUAUGGGUGAAAAAGGUCCACCAGGUCCCAAGGGUUAUCCGGGACCCAGGGGUGUUCCAGGUGACAAUGAUUUAUGCCGUUGUGAUUGCAAUAUAUACUUACCAUCUAUACACAAAGGAGGAAGCAAAGAGGACCCAUCGCUGCGUCGACGUCGCUCAUCAGCCGCUCGCGCCUGCGCCGCCCCGGGCUGCUGUGAGCCCGAAUGCUUCGCCCGGAGGAGUCGCCGAGAAACUAGCACCUUCACUGGACCCAAGGGUUAUCCCGGAGCUAAAGGAGAACCUGGGGAUGUUGGCCCGCCUGGCCGGAAAGGUGCAAAGGGUUACCGGGAAGGUGGAUCAGGAACAAGUUUUGUCGAACUACCGGGUCGCAAAGGGUUGCGGGGACCCACAGGAUGGAACGGGUAUCUUGGUGCACAAGGUAUACAGGGAGAGCCAGGUCCUCAAGGAUUUUCCGGUGUCUGCGAAUAUGAAUAUUACUGCAAGAGAUACGGACCAGAAAAAAAGGCGCACAACAGAUUUAAGCUCGAAGAGGACCCAUCCCUGCGCCGACGUCGCUCAUCAGCCGCUCGCGCCUGCGCCGCCCCGGGCUGCUGUGAGCCCGAAUGCUUCGCCCGGAGGAGUCGCCGAAAUGCGGAAUCCUUCCUUGAUCUGCCGAGAGGUCUUCCAGGACCUGAUGGUGAAAAGGGUUUAAUUGGACUUCCAGGUUUACCAGGUUUGAGAGGUGAACCUGGAAGUCCAAGCUUUUAUUCACCGGGUGCCCCAGGGGAUAUAGGUUACAAGGGUUUCAUGGGCAAAAGUGGCCCUCGGGGCUACCCAGGUCCCAGGGGGCCAAAAGGUGAACGUGGAGAUUGUGGACCCAAUUGUUGCAAGACGGCCUUCGGUCCUAGUGGUACAGAAGAUAGAGAAGACGGAGAAGGGGUAAAAAGGGCAGGACAGGACAAAGGGGUGACGAGAGAGAACCCAGAAAAUACUUCGGAUAUUAAUUAUUACCAAUUUUACGUUGAAAUCACUCUGGAAAAUAGAACUUUUACAGUCUCUAAACACCUUUAAAUUUGUUUUAUAUAAAUAAUACUUGCUCAAAUAAAGUAAUUUUAUUUAUGUUGAUCAAUAUACUCGUAAUACUUAGUAUAGCUUUAUUCUUUA